Molecule: messenger RNA, 4640 nt
Organism: Ceratitis capitata (Mediterranean fruit fly)
Lineage: Eukaryota; Metazoa; Arthropoda; Insecta; Diptera; Tephritidae
Gene: Ptp69D
Product: tyrosine-protein phosphatase 69D
Exons: 12
Coding region: 26-4549 (1507 amino acids)
Biological process (GO): protein dephosphorylation
Molecular function (GO): protein binding; protein tyrosine phosphatase activity
Source: RefSeq, a predicted model, not a curated record
AAAACAUAAACAAAUUAAGGAAAAAAUGAAGCAAACAAAUUUGAACAGUUUUUCUACGCACAGUUUAUACCGGAAGCGGGUGUUUUUGUUUUCGACUUUAAAAAUACUCAUUUGCAUGGUUUUAUUUAUUAAUGAACACUUCAAAGGAGUACAAUCUCAAGAACUGAUAGCCGUUGAGAUUGGCCAUAAUUUUACAAUUAUCUGUAAUACAACUCAGCAGUUUGUAAGCAAUGUUACAUGGAAGCACAACGAAGAAAUUAUCGCAAAUAAUAAUAAAAGAAUAACCACAUCGUUUACCAAGCCGUCUGUCAUUGAAAAUAUCAAUGAAAUCGAAGAGGAAACGAAACGCAGCUACGAAAGUAUAUUAUUUGUAACUGAUGCACAAUUUGCCGAUGCGGGAAUAUAUACAUGCGAGCCAAUACGAAAUGAUAGUGUGCCAUCUAGUUUUACUGUGCAAGUAUUGCAAACGCCGCGUAUUGUAGCGAGUAGUGAGGAGAAGGUGAAACAAAAGAGCGGACACGCUGUUGAACUAUACUGCCUCUUCGAGGUGUUUCCACACAACGAAACAUUUUAUAAGCAAUUGAAAUGGUUGAAAGAUGAAAAUUCUGCUGUUGAUUUUUUGGAUAAAGCCUCGAAUCUCAGUUUGGUAAAUUCCACAUAUAUAAAUCAUACGCUUAGUUUGCCUGAAGUUUACAAGAAGGAGAAUGGCACAUACAGUUGUGUUGCCUAUGAUAUGUUGGGUGCUACUGUGGCGAAAAAGGAUAUGGCCGUAUUGGUUAUGGAAAAGCCGCAUGUUAGCAUAGACUAUGUAAAAGUUGUGGGUGCAGAUAAAAUUUAUUUAAAUUGGACUGUCAAUGAUGGAAAUGAUCCGGUGCAAAAUUAUUUCAUACAAUAUAAGGAGGAAGGUUCAUCGGAGCUCAAGUAUUAUAAUCAUCAAAUUGGCGGACGUAAUACAUCUUAUGUUCUGGAGAAAUUUCAACCAAAUACCAGUUAUAAUUUACGUAUAAGCGCUAAAAAUAGCAUUGGUAGUGGACCGCCAUAUCAAUAUCCACUACCGGUACGCACUUUAGAGAAAGAUCCAAUAUUUAUACCAAAAGUCGGCACCACCGGUAGUACACCCUCAACUAUAACAAUUGGUUGGGAUCCACCACCACCUGAAUUAUUGCCAUAUAUACAAUACUAUGAGUUGGUGGUUGCAGAAGCUGGCGAGACACCACGUAUUAUUGAAGAGACUGUUUACUCACAAAAUUCACGUAAUCUGCCAUAUAUGUUUGAUAAUCUCAAAACAGCAACUGAAUAUGAAUUUAAAGUACGCGCCUGUAGCGAUCUUACAAAACAAUGUGGUCCCUGGUCGGAGUUUGUAAAUGGCACAACAAUGGAUGGUGUCGCUAGCGAACCUACUGAUCUUUACAUAACAUGCGAACACAAAAAUAAUACGCGUCACUCUGUAGCAGUGCGUUGGCAUAGCCCAAAAGUGCCUAACGGCAAAGUAGUAUCAUAUCACAUACAAUUGGAUGGUUUCGCUACCUAUAAACUGGAUGGCAAAUUGAGAAAUGAAACAUGGGGACCCAAGAUACGACGUGUCGACGAUCCGCAUCACAAUACAAUUUACAAUGGUGUGAAUCCAAACACUAAUUACACUGUCACCGUAUCGGCAAUAACACGUCACCGCAAAAUUGGCGCACCAGCAAGCGCACAAUGUACUAUGCCCAUAGCUGUGCCAGACGCGAUAAAUCGUAUUAUGUGGACCAAAAUAAAGGCAGCUGAUGAAAAGAGUGUAUUUAAGUUAUUUGUGCCACGCAUUAGUGAACGAAACGGGCCAAUUUGUUGCUACCGCCUGUAUUUAGUGCGUAUGGGUAACAAUAAGAAUGAACUACCACCGCCUGAUAAGCUGAACAUAUCCACCUAUCAAGAAGUGCAUUCACCAAAUAAUACCGAGGGUGGUGCUUAUUUGGCAGAAAUGUUUUCCGAUGAGCAUUUUCGCUCGGAAAUUUUUUUGGGUGAUGGUAAACGAUUUUUUGAGCAUCAGGGAUUAAGUGCCGCUGAGGCGGAUAAAACAUGUCGCCAUUGUUUGAGAGGUAGACCAUUUUUGCGUAUUCAACCACCUGCGAAAGUCGAAGUACCACCUGUUGAAAAUGUGGAUGCUUCAUCUGCGGUAUUUAAGACCCCACAGGAAAUAUCGCAGCGCGAACAAUUAAAAGCCAGCAAUCUCACAGAGGCCGCUUCAAAAAUUUUGGAUAAAAAACGCCGACGUAGGCGUAACCCUAAAGUUAUUGCCGGCAUCAAUAGUGAAAUAAGUUUUGAUAAUUUAAUGCUCGGCGAAAAUGAGUCAAACACGAACGCAGUGCCCAGCUAUCAACUAUCAUCCGAUGAAAUAGUGGACGGCGAGAUAGAUAUGAACAGCAAUUAUACCGGGUUUCUGGAAGUUAUAGUACGGGAUGGUGAUGUUGUGCUUACUGAAUAUAGUAAUUAUUUUGAAAUUAUCACGCCCGGUACUGUACCAGAAAACUUUCAAACGGAUCAAGACUUAUCAGUGGUGCUAAAUAUUUUCAUACAAGCUCUAGCCAUACUCAUUGGUAUAGUACUGGUUCUUAUUGUGGCCACAUGUUUCCUGCAUCAUUACAACACCAAAAAUACGGUGCCUGGGGAAGAGAUCAGUUUGAGGGACUCAUUGAGUCGUGCACUGUUUCGUGGUCGUACGCCCAAUCAUCGACACUUUAUCGGUUCGGGCAAUGGCAAAGCUUCCGAUAUUGGUCCAAUACAUAAAGCAGAUCUAUGUACUGCCUAUCGAAAUCGUCACAAGGAUACUGAUUAUGGAUUUUUGCGUGAAUAUGAAAUGUUACCAAAUCGAUUUAGUGAUCGUACAACAAAAAAUUCCGAUAUGAAAGAAAAUGCAUCGAAAAAUCGCUAUCCAGAUAUUAAAGCUUACGAUCAAACACGUGUGAAAUUGUCACAACUGAAUGGCAUACAGGGCUCAGAUUAUAUAAAUGCUAAUUUCGUUAUUGGCUAUAAGGAACGUAAGAAGUUCAUUUGUGCACAAGGACCCAUGGAGAGUACGGUUAGUGAUUUUUGGCGUAUGAUUUGGGAACAACAUUUAGAGAUUAUAGUGAUGUUAACGAAUUUAGAGGAGUAUAAUAAAUCAAAAUGUGCCAAAUAUUGGCCCGAAAAGAUAUCAGAUGCAAAACAAUUUGGUGAAAUAACCGUAAAAUUUGUUGCUGAACGAAGAAUGGGUGAUUACUUGGUACGAAGUUUAGAUGUUACCAGACGAAAUGCAACUAGCAAUGAGGAUGAUGAGGAACGACGUCAAAUUACCCAAUACCAUUAUUUGGUUUGGAAAGAUUUUAUGGCACCUGAACAUCCACAUGGCAUUAUAAAAUUUGUACGGCAAAUCAAUGCUGUCUAUUCGGUACAACGUGGUCCUAUUUUGGUGCAUUGCAGCGCUGGUGUUGGACGCACCGGAACACUUGUAGCAUUAGAUUCACUCAUACAGCAGCUAGAGGAGGAAGAUCAAGUAUCUAUAUUUAAUACAGUUUGCGAUUUACGACAUCAACGAAACUUCCUCGUACAAUCGCUGAAACAAUACAUAUUUCUAUAUCGCUCUUUGCUGGAUAUUGCACAGUUCGGCAAUACGGAGCUUUCUGCAGUAUCGCUAUCUAGUAAAAUUGAUAGCUUAAAGCAAAAGUUAAAUGAUGGCAAGGAUAAAAGUAAAUUAGAAAUUGAAUUUGAGAAACUUCUUGCCAUAACUGAUGAAACAGCAAAAUCCUCAGAGAUCGGUAGCAAUAAAGAGAAUAUGUCGAAAAAUCGAAACGAAGCUGUAAUACCAUACGAUCGGAAUAGAGUUAUACUAACACCCAUACCGAUGAAAGAGAAUUCCACCUAUAUAAAUGCCUCUUUCAUUGAGGGCUAUGAUAAUUCCGAAGCAUUUAUAAUUACACAAGAUCCAUUAGAGAAUACAAUUGGUGAUUUUUGGCGCAUGAUUUCUGAACAAAGUAUCACCACACUUGUGAUGAUAUCGGAGAUAGGGGAUGGCCCCAGAAAAUGUCCCCGUUAUUGGGCAGAUGAUGAAAUUCAAUACGAUCAUAUUCUCGUGAAAUAUAUGCAAAGUGAAAGUUGCCCAUAUUAUACGCGUCGGGAGUUUAAUGUAACAAAUUGUAAAAUUGAUGAUACAAUAAAAGUCACACAAUUUCAAUAUAACGGUUGGCCGACUGUCGACGGUGAGGUACCAGAAGUAUGUCGUGGUAUAAUCGAAUUGGUCGAUCAGGCGUUAAAUCAUCAUAGCAGGGAUAAGAGUAGUGAUUGCAAAUCGCCAUUGACUGUACAUUGCAGUCUGGGCACCGAUAGGAGCUCAAUAUUUGUGACUAUGUGCAUAUUGGUGCAACAGUUGAGAACCGAGAAGGGCAUUGAUAUUUGUUCAACGGCCCGAAAGAUUAGAUCUCAGCGGCCAAGGCUAUUAAAUUCAUUUGCACAAUACGAGUUCCUACAUCGCGCCAUAGCCAACUACGCUGACUUGCACAAAUUGUCGACGGAAACUGCGUCUUCUGAGUGUUAAUAAAUUAAGAUAUAUAGAGUAUAUAAAUAAAAAAAGUGGAUAUUUUAUAAGUUUACAUCACACACACACUUACACAUACUGAUUAGUCAUA